AUGGCCGCCGACUCGAGUGUUGAGGCUUCUGCGCUCCAGCUGAACCUCAGCCACGACGAGAAGCAAUAUUUUGGUCAGCUAUUCCGUCAGGCUGAUACUGGUGGUGCUGGUGUCGUUACCGGAGAUGUCGCCGUGACCUUCUUCGAGAAGACAAGACUGGACUCUCGUGUCCUCGGCGAGAUCUGGCAGAUCGCCGACAAGGAGAACCGUGGUUUUCUUACACCCGCAGGCUUCAGCAUUGUCCUGCGACUCAUAGGCCAUGCCCAAGCCGGUAGAGAACCAACCCCGACGCUUGCUCUCGAGCCCGGCCAGCUUCCUCGAUUCGAUGGCAUUGGCCUUCCGACCGUUGGAUCGCCAUCCCCACCGGCCGCUAUUCAGCCCCAAGGAUCCGGUGGUGUUCGAAUUCCUCCGUUGACUCCUGAGAAGGUUGCGCAAUACACCGGCCUCUUCGAGCGCCAGCCUCUGCAGGGCGGCACGCUCCCAGGCGACCAAGCCAAACAGAUCUUCGAAAAGAGUGGCCUCCCCAACGAGAUUCUUGGCAGGAUAUGGAUGCUGGCCGAUACCGAGCAGCGAGGCGCUCUUGUUCAGGCCGAAUUCAUCAUUGCCAUGCACCUGCUCACAUCCAUGAAGACCGGCUCUCUUCGUGCUCUUCCCACCGUUCUCCCAGCCGCCCUCUACGAAGCUGCUACUCGCCGCGGUUCUCCAGUUGCCCCCCGCCAGUCACCUCAGAGCACUGGAGUUCCUGCUUCUGUGAUCCCACGCCAAUUAAGUGGGACGCAAGCUCGUGUUGGAAGUCCGCUUGGCCGACCCCCGAUCGGCCCUCAGGGCACAGGAAGCAACUGGGCGGUUACGCCUGGAGACAAGGCCAAGUUCGACCACAUCUUCAUUGAUCUGGACAAGACCAAGAAAGGCUUCAUCACUGGAGAAGAGGCCGUUCCUUUCCUGAAGCAGUCGGGCUUGCCAGAGGAUGCCCUGGCUCAGAUCUGGGAUCUGUCAGACAUCAACUCUCAUGGCCAAUUGACUCGUGAUGAAUUUGCUGUCGCAAUGUUUUUGAUCAGGCAGCAAAGAGGCAACCGCUCGGCCCCUCUCCCUGCUACUCUGCCUCCCAACCUCAUCCCCCCCAGCUUGCGCAACCGACAGCCGGUGCAGGCUCAAUCGGCAUUUCAAGCUCCCACCCCCCCGCUACCACCACCGGCGCCCAAAUCCGCUCUUGAUGAUUUGUUCGGGUUGGAGUCGUCACCAAGCCCCGUGCCAGACCAGUCUGCUGCGGGAUCAACUGCAUCUGAUCCGUUUGCUGGUGGAGUCCCCUCGUCACCUACGUCGAAAGCGGUAUCAUCAGGGGUGUCGUUCAAGCCUUUUGUCCCCUCAUCGUCGUUUGGUAGGGGUCUGACCAAGCAACCAACAGGCGACUCCACGCCCUCAUCCUCACAGCAAGCCACACAGUUCGGGGAUGAUUUGCUUGGUGAUACCGACCCCGAUAUUAGCAAAAAGCUGACAGGCGAGACGACCGAGUUGGCCAAUCUCUCCAACCAGAUCGGAUCUCUCUCCAAGCAGAUGCAGGACACCCAGGCUAAGAGAACGAAUACCCAGAAUGAGCUGAACCAAGCCAAUUCUCAGAAGCAAAACUUUGAACAGCGUUUGAGCCAGCUUCGUACACUCUAUGAGAAGGAGGCCCAAGAUACACGUGCAUUAGAGGAGCAAUUGAGGACUGCACGUGCCGAUACCCAGAAGCUUCAGAGCGAGUGUAUGAUCCUAGAAGGAACAUACAAAGACGUACAAACUCAACACCAGGAGACUCUCUCGUCUCUCCAGGCGGACCAGCAGGAAAACGCCAAUCUGAGAGAGCGAAUCAGGGUUGUAAACGGCGAGAUUGCUCAGCUCAAACCCCAGAUCGAAAAGCUCAAGUCUGACGCGAGACAACAAAAGGGUCUAGUGGCCAUCAACAAGAAGCAGCUCUCCACGACCGAAAAUGAGCGUGAUAAGCUCAAGGCCGAGGCUGAAGAACUGACAAAGAGCAACGAAGAGCUCUCGCGACAGAUCAAUACCGGGUCACCAGCCUCAACAACUGCUAAGGUUGCUAGCCCGGCACUUUCGACAGCUAGCGGAAACAACCCUUUCUUCAACCGGACUGCAAGCACGGAUAUCAUGGGAGCAUUUGCUCCCCCUUCAAGAACUUUCAGCGACACCGCUUUCGAUGAUGUCUUUGGCCCAUCCGCUCCUGUCGGAUCCAGUGCUACUCCACCUCCUCCUACUUCUUUCAAGCGACAGCACACGGGUAACUCGGCUGUUAGCUUCAGCUCUGCCCCCAAUGGAUCGCCAACCAUGAGCCGCCAGGCUACCCUGGCUGAACCCCCUGCGCCGCCUGAGUCUAGACAAAUCACUUCCAGCAACCUGCCUCUCCCACAACACUCUGAAUCUCUAACGUCCUCCCGCCAGGUGUCUCCUCCUGCCUCUCGCGCUGAAGGUUCUUUGAAUGACAUUUCGUUCCCGGCUGAUUCAGCUAGCUCGGCGGCCCUCCCUGGAGCAUUCCCCGCGGAUGAUUCGGAUAAGGCUGAUAUCCCUGGAGGACCUCCUCCUGCUACCUCCGAGGAGGCUGGCAACAAGGCUUCUGAUGAACCCUCCGAUGCCCCGAAAUCAUCUGAUGUUUUUGCCAAUACAGAUCAGGCCAAGGCAAAGGAGGAGUUUGAUAACGCAUUUGCUGCCUUCGCGUCAGCCAAGAGCACCAGCCCGGACACUACCGCCUUUGAACCACCAAAGAACAAAUCUGUAUUCAACACCGAGUUCCCCCCUAUCUCAUCACUUGAGAAAGACGAUGAAUCCGAUUCCGAGAGUGAUGAGGGUGGUUUCGAAGACGACUUUGCUCCUAGAUCACCACCCCAAAAGCCCAAGGCUGCUGAUGCCAGCUCGGCACCCGCAACUGAGGGCAUAAAGGGGGACGGCGCAGUCUCAGCUACAGGGCAGGCAAAUGAGACACAUGAGCAGCCUUCCUCCCCAACCACACCUACAGCACCAGCCGCCACUGGUACCACACAGCAACAGUCUUCGAUUGAUGAUAUUUUUGGCAAGGCAGACCCAGCUCCUACAGCGGCAGCAAAGCAACCCACUGCUUCGAACCCUUCCGGAAAGGGGGCCUUUGACGAGUCUGAAGAUGAUUUUGAGGGCCUGGAGGAAGCCAAGGAAGGUUCAGGAUACGAAGACUUCGCUGAUGUUUCUCGAUCUGGGCUGGAAGACUUCAACCCCGUCUUUGACAGCAGCCCUCCCGGUAGUCAGGCGAAGAGCGAGUCUUUCGGCAAUGGAAGCAGCUUCGAUUUCAUCUCUACUAGUUCUGCUCCUGGGGUUACUGCUCCCACUGCAGCCCCAAAUGCCACAGCCCAGCAGAAGACUGCCGAUUCUCAUGAUUGGGAUGCUAUUUUCGCUGGACUGGAUAGCGAGCCAGCUGCUGCGCCUGCAGCAAACGACCUUCUCUCAGACAAAGCAGACGGUCUCGCCAUCCCCGAGCGUCCUGCUGUCGGACGGGCACUGACAGAAGGGGGCGAGCACGACGACCCUAUCGUCAAAGACCUAGUCGGAAUGGGGUAUGCCCGAAAGGAUGCCGUCAAUGCCUUGGAGAAGUACAACUAUAACCUUGAAAAGGCUGCAAACCAUCUCGCCAGCCAGUCAUAG
Messenger RNA from Clonostachys rhizophaga, 3663 nucleotides. The record is from the annotation of a GenBank genome assembly. NCBI's taxonomy places the organism in Eukaryota, Fungi, Ascomycota, Sordariomycetes, Hypocreales, Bionectriaceae.